AGCCAUGGGAAGACUGAGACCCACCGCUUUAGAGAAUUCCAUAAGACCUAGUGACGUUCUCCUUCAAAAAUACAUCAGAGCCAGGCACCACAGAAUCCCGUCUCCAGCAUGUGGAGCUGCCAGGUGCACCAUCUUGUCAAGUGUCAAGAUGAACCCAGCAGACUGGAAGGCAGUCAGGUUCAGACAAUGAAUUACGUGGGGCAGUUGGCCGGCCAGGUGUUUGUGACCGUAAAGGAGCUCUACAAGGGACUGAACCCUGCCACGCUGUCAGGAUGUAUCGACAUCAUCGUCAUCCGCCAGCCCAACGGCAGUCUGCAGUGCUCCCCUUUCCACGUCCGCUUCGGGAAGAUGGGUGUCCUGCGCUCCCGGGAGAAAGUGGUGGACAUAGAAAUCAACGGAGAGUCUGUGGAUUUGCACAUGAAGCUGGGAGACAAUGGAGAAGCUUUUUUCGUUGAAGAGACGGACAAUGAUCAGGAAGUCAUCCCCAUGUACCUGGCAACGUCCCCUAUCCUGUCGGAAGGAGCGUCGAGAAUGGAAAGCCAGCUGAAGAGGAAUUCCGUGGAUAGGAUCAGGGGUCUGGACCCCACCACUGCUGCCCAGGGCCUGCCUCCCUGUGACUCCCAAUCUACGGGUUCUCUGGGGAAGAAGAGAAGGAAAAGGAGGAGGAAGUCUCAGUUGGACAAUCUCAAAAGAGAUGACAAUGUUAACACAUCUGAGGAUGAGGACAUGUUUCCCAUAGAGAUGAGCUCCGAUGAGGACACAGAGGGAAGCAGAACUCUUCCUACUGAUGUGCCAUCAUUCCAAGACGAUAUUCCUAACGAAAACCUCCCCUCAAUUUCAACAUAUCCCCAGUCAGCGUCAUACCCCAAUUCGGAUAGAGAGUGGUCUCCCAGCCCCAGCCCUUCAGGCUCCCGGCCUUCAACACCAAAAAGUGAUUCUGAGCUGGUCAAUAAGUCUGCUGAUAGGUUGAUGCCGAAGAAUAACCUGGAAAUGCUCUGGCUGUGGGGUGAAUUGCCACAGGCUGCAAAGUCAUCUCCUCUGCACAAGAUGAAAGAGGGCAGCCCCUUAGGGGGUCGGAAGAUCGCUGAUAAAAUUCACUUUCAGACCAUCCAUAGUGAGUCAUCAGACACUUUUAGUGACCAGUCGCCAACAGUGGCCCAGGGGCCGCCCGUCCACCAUAGCAAGGCUCAGAUGGAAAUGCAGUUUGUGAUCGAGGAGGAUCUUGAGGCCUUAGGAGCUGCGGCCCCACCUUUACCAGUGGCCGAAGAGCUCAAGCCCCCAGCUGCCAGCACAGCACAGCACAGCAAGACAGAUUCGCCUUCCAGGAAAAAAGAUAAACGGAGUCGACACCUUGGAGCUGAUGGCGUUUACCUGGAUGACCUCACGGACAUGGACCCUGAAGUGGCUGCACUGUAUUUCCCCAAGAAUGGAGAUCCUGCUGGGCUCCCCAAGCAAGCGAGUGACAAUGGAGCCAGGUCAGCUAACCAGUCCCCACAGUCGGUGGGCAGUUCGGGCAUUGACAGUGGCGUGGAGAGCACCUCGGAUGGCCUGAGGGACCUGCCAUCCAUUGCCAUCUCCCUCUGUGGUGGCCUCAGUGACCACAGAGAGAUCACUAAAGAUGCGUUUUUGGAACAAGCCGUGUCAUAUCAGCAGUUUGCCGACAACCCUGCUAUCAUCGAUGACCCCAAUCUUGUGGUCAAGAUUGGUAAUAAGUAUUACAAUUGGACAACAGCAGCUCCGCUACUUCUGGCGAUGCAGGCUUUCCAGAAACCUUUGCCAAAGUCUUCAUGCCUCGGUUACCUCCACGUGAUUGUGGACGCCAUUAGGUUCUGCCUUUCUAAAAUUUUCAGCCCACCCACAGCCACUGUGGAAUCCAUCAUGAGAGAUAAGAUGCCCAAAAAGGGAGGAAGAUGGUGGUUUUCCUGGAGAGGAAGAAAUGCCACAAUCAAAGAGGAAAGCAAGCCUGAACAGUGCCUGCCGGGGAAGGGCCACACUACCGGAGAGCAACCCUCACAGCUCAGCCUGGUCGCCAGAAUAAAGCAUGAGUCAUCCUCCAGUGAUGAAGAGCACACAGCUACCAAGCCAUCAAGCUCAAGCCACCUCUCCCUUUUAUCCAACGUCAGCUACAAAAAGACCCUGAGGCUCACAUCAGAUCAGCUGAAAAGCUUGAAGUUGAAGAAUGGCCCCAAUGAUGUGGUGUUUAGUGUCACCACCCAAUACCAGGGCACCUGUCGCUGUGAAGGCACCAUCUACCUGUGGAACUGGGACGAUAAAGUCAUCAUCUCAGACAUUGAUGGGACCAUCACAAGAUCUGAUACUCUUGGUCACAUUUUACCCACGCUGGGAAAGGAUUGGACUCACCAGGGCAUUGCAAAGCUGUACCAUAAAGUAAGCCAGAAUGGCUACAAGUUUCUCUACUGUUCAGCUCGUGCCAUUGGCAUGGCAGACAUGACGAGGGGCUACUUGCACUGGGUCAACGAGAGGGGCACGGUGCUGCCACAGGGGCCGCUUCUGCUCAGCCCAAGCAGCCUUUUCUCCGCCUUGCACAGAGAAGUGAUUGAAAAGAAGCCAGAAAAGUUCAAAGUCCAGUGUUUGACAGACAUCAAAAACCUGUUUUUCCCAAACACAGAACCCUUCUAUGCUGCCUUUGGGAACCGGCCUGCUGAUGUGUAUUCCUACAAGCAAGUGGGAGUGUCCCUGAACAGGAUCUUCACUGUCAACCCCAAGGGUGAGCUGGUGCAGGAGCAUGCCAAGACCAACAUCAGCUCGUAUGUGAGGCUCUGCGAAGUGGUAGACCACGUGUUCCCCUUGCUGAAGAGAAGCCAUUCCUCCGACUUCCCCUGUUCAGACACUUUCAGUAACUUUACCUUUUGGAGAGAGCCGCUGCCGCCCUUUGAAAACCAGGACGUACAUUCAGCCUCAGCUUGAUGUGACCAAGCCUUAAAGGAUAGGUUGUGGGGACCCUGGAGCUGCUGGGAAGGUUGAUCUGCGGCCAUCUGCCUAAGAGAGAAGCAUUUCUCCCUUGACUCACUCGCCCCCCGGGGGGCGCUCUAAGCAUGGAAGGCAGAUGGAGGCCGCAUCUCAUCCCCUAAGCUGCAAGAGGAUUGGGUGCACGAGUCGUGUGCAAAGCAGUUCUGUGUCUGGGUUUAACAUGCAUGAUGCUGCACCCUCCAGUCUGUUCCAGCAAUUAGUUAAUGUGCAAUACGGGUGAUGACCCCUUAGCAGAGGAGGGCAGGCCACCCAAGAGCCGUCUCCAUAUCAUCGUGCCCGCCACCCUGGGAACUCUGACGUGCACAGUGUUUGGUAGCAUAAGGGGCACAUUCCCAUGACAGUGACACCCAUGCCACCUUCCACACACAGGGACAGGCUGUAUCCCGAAUCUGAGUGCUCUGAAGGGAACCUGGGCCUCGCUGCAUCUCGGCCCUGGCCUCGGUGUUUGGCUUUGUAGCCGCUCCCUUUGCAGUAUUGCCGACUUAGUAUCACUUUGGGUGAUAAGCUCUUUAAUUGCUUUGGUGAGAGGUGGCCUGUGAGACCGCUGCACCUCUCCCCAUUCCUCAUAGCUCAAGGCUGGGCUACUUAAGCCUUAACGCACCUGCAGCAGGCAUUUUCUUAGCCGUGCCCUGUCUAGCUCUCCAUAACUGCAAUGCCUUACGUUAGAGCGGCAGUCCCUAAGGCAACGUCUGUGGCGUCUCACCACCUCCUGCGUCCUGCCGCCCAGCAAGGAGGCGCUGCCAAUGUGGACUUGAGCAGCGCUUAUGCCAAACGAGAACAAUGCUGCUAAAGAAACUUUUUUUUUUUUUAAGAAAAUGUAGUUUCCAGAAUUUAAAACUAUUUUCUUUGCAGAUAUUAUUUAUUACUUUACUUUAAUUGGGCUGCUGUUGUGAGCAUCGCAGCCAGACCCUUAGGAUUGCAGCUGUCAUGAAUACAUUAAAGGUUAAGUGUGCUAGACAAUCCAAAGAGCCUUAUUCUGUGUAUGUCACACACUGAUCUUCUGGAAUUUCCGAAUCAUUAAUUUUUCUUAGCUUCCCCCCCGCCCCACACUCAGUCUAAGGGCAGGGGGAAAAACAGUACUAAUUUGAGUGAUGUUCUUUAAGCUGACAGAGGGUAGUUGUUGAACUGUCCCAGAGAACAAUGUGAAAAGCAAAAUAAAUAUUUCGGUAAAAGAUUUUGCUUUACUUUGGGAAGUAUUAUUUUUUUAAAGAGCGUUUAGUCCAGAUACUGAAAGACCUUCCUAUUUAAAUUUUGUUGUUAGAGUCAGAGGAGACAAAAAAAAAAAAAAAAAAAGGGUUGAAAAAAAAGGCAGUAGAAUGGACUGUUACUCUUUCUAUGAAAGAAAACUCAGAGUCACUGCCAUUGUUGUAGUUGUUGGUCUCUGCUUAGGUUGGGUGUAGCUCACAGGAAUGGACAAUGAAAGCCAGAGGUCAUCUGCUGUGGACCACAGGCCAAUGGAGAAACGGACUUGAAUGUGCAGGUUCCGUUCAGGUAGUAAGGAAAGUAAUUAAGCAUAGUCCUGCCUUAGGGAGCUCCUGGCUUGUUCUCUAGUGACUUUUAGAGGCCAUGUUAACCCUUCUGCCACCGGGAUGGUGGUUUUGAGUGUAUUUCGAUUGCUGUGGACUGUAUGAAUUCAUCAGCCUUGCAGAAGUUCACAGCCUUCUCCCUCAUGCCCAGGAGAAGCUUUGAAGUAUCCCUUCAUCUGUCCUCUGCAGUCCGCAUUCUGAGAGCAUGCCAGGGCCUGAGCCAGGGUCUGUCUUCCAGAACCAAGACUGGUCUGCAACACACUGUCUCAAACACACAGCAAUGCUUCCCCCUGGCUUGGGAAUCUAGUUUUGUUAUACCUUAAACUUCUACAUCACUCUAACCUGAAACAGAGCAUACCUUCCACGAAAACCACACUCGAGGAUGUGUGCACAAGCCUUGUCCAGGUAGUGAUGUGAGCACCCGCCUUGAUGCUCCCGUGUGAGAUCGGAAUGUGAGCUGCACCCAGGUCCACUCAAGUUGCUUAUCAGCAUAUGCAGUAUAAUGGGUGGGGAGGUGAUGGGGCCCACAGGGCCCAAGGGCACAUGCUAGGGUGCUAUAUUGAUACCACACAUUUCAAAGUUGCUUGUGGAAAUGAGUGACUUGCUGCAUAGUGACAUGUCCUCAAAUGGAUCACAUAUGAUGAAGGAGAAUCCACGUGGUGCAUUGCAGAGACAUGCUUCUGUUGUCACAGAGACUUCCCCUUUGGAUUUCAGGUUUUGAUCACUACUGCAAUAUAUUUUAUUUACAAGGUUGGCUGUAUGUCUGUGAAUGCUGGUGCAAUGAUGAAAAUCAAUGUAUUAUUGUGUUGUGCUUGAUGAAGAGCUAGAAAUUUCUGUAAUAAACAAGAUGGAUGAAAAACUUCUGAAAAUCAGACAUGA
This is a messenger RNA of Psammomys obesus (fat sand rat), 5396 nucleotides long. It is a transcript of the gene Lpin1, whose product is annotated as lipin 1. Gene Ontology annotation, molecular function: transcription coactivator activity; phosphatidate phosphatase activity. Gene Ontology annotation, cellular component: nucleus; mitochondrial outer membrane. Bases 109 to 2928 code for a protein of 939 amino acids. Gene Ontology annotation, biological process: cellular response to insulin stimulus; fatty acid catabolic process; positive regulation of transcription by RNA polymerase II. NCBI's taxonomy places the organism in Eukaryota, Metazoa, Chordata, Mammalia, Rodentia, Muridae. The transcript has 21 exons. The record is from RefSeq and is a predicted model, not a curated record.